This is a messenger RNA of Vidua chalybeata, 3597 nucleotides long. RefSeq names its product C-X9-C motif containing 1 (gene CMC1). The record is from RefSeq and is a predicted model, not a curated record. Lineage: Eukaryota; Metazoa; Chordata; Aves; Passeriformes; Viduidae. Gene Ontology annotation, cellular component: mitochondrion. Bases 226 to 549 code for a protein of 107 amino acids. The transcript is spliced from 4 exons.
GCCGCUCACCGCAGCGGCGGCCCAGCCACGGUGCUUCAGGACCGCCUCAGGGCCGCCCCCGUGCCCACAAACACCCACACGCACAACACCCUUCGCCCACAGCGCUCCCGCCCCCGCUUCCGCCCGACGCGGGAGGAGCGGCCGGGAUGUGCAGCGCCUGCGCCGCAGGGCCGGGGCAGUGUCGCGCACGGUGUGCGCAGCUGCCGCCGCUGCGUGGGGCCGCAGAUGGAGCCUGCCCCCGGCGCCGCAGAAAAUUCUAAGCUGAGACAUGUAGAAAAAGAUGUUUUGAUUCCACAAAUAAUGAGGGAUCGAGCCAAGGAGCUGUGUUUAGACAAGGUGCAAGCAUUUACUAAAUGCUGUCAAGAAACUGGUCUUCUGAUGGUGGUGAAGUGUCGGCAGGAGAACACAGCACUGAAGGACUGUCUGGUUGGCUACUAUUCUGAUCCAUCAUUCUAUGAAGAAUGCAAAGCAGAAUAUUUGAAGCAAAGAGAAGAAUACAGAGCAACUGGAAUUAAGAAAAAAAGACAGAAGUUUACUCAGAAUGUGUGAUUAAAACUUAAAAUGAACUUUUUUUUAUAUGCAAUUUGGAUUUCACUUGAUUUAAACAGACUUAAAUUGUCUCUACCACUCUGUGUGGAGUUUACUGAAAUACACAAAAUGAGAUGAAUGGAGAAUAAAAUAAUGUCUGAAAGUAAGUGUCAAUUUUAAAACUUUUCAUAGUUAAAGAUCUAGAGCAUCCUGUCACAGUUUACAAGAGAGGUUGCAAAGGUGUGUUCCUCUAUCUGGACUUGGGAUUUUGUUACUAGUGUACAAUUCGGAGUUUACAACUCUAGCAUGUCCAUUUGGAAUUUAAAGCCUGUAUCUAGCUACAUGAGCCAGGCUACAUAAAAACUUAUGGGUGAAUAAUUUAAGUUGUAUUAACUGGUCACAGAUUUGGUACACACUUAAGAUGGUCUGUUAAUCAUCACCUGAAGCUGACUGUAUGGAGAUGGACUUAAUAGAAGAGAAGGGUGGCAAAUGCAGAAGAGCUACUCAGACCAAUGUGAAUUACCCUUUUCAUCAAAAUGUUGUCAGAUGAGAGCCUGCCAUUACUUGUGCCUGUACCGUAAAUCCUUAAGUCUACACUGUGACUCACUUUUAAGCCUACACUGUCAGAAGGGAUGGAUGCCUUGCACUUGUGCAUGGCCCAGACUGACCAUUUCAACUCUAGGGGAGAAAGUAAUUGAAUCCAGACCUUUCUUGAGAACAGGGAAUAAGCUGCCAUGCUUCAGGAGUGAGUGAGUGACCUCACUUAGAAAAUUAUCCCAGGCAGAGGUAAAUAAACAACUAAACCAGGCAUAGAAGAUGCAGAUCACCUUGCAGGAACUAAGAAGGUCCCUAAUUUUAAAAGAGCACACAAACCACCUUUCGUGUACUGAUACUUGAAGCUGCUUAAUUGCAGUUAAUUAAAUUAUUAAAAAAUUAAUUGUAACAAACCAUCUUUCAUGUACUGAUACUUGAAGCUGCUUAAUUGCAGUUAAUUAAAUUAUUAAAAAAUUAAUUGUAAUUGCUUAAAUGGCUUCACUUACGGCUUCACUUAGAGAUACUAAUAUAAAGUUUUAGAAACUAUCUUGGAGUAUCCUCCAAGCAUUCUGAAAUAAAACUAAAUUUUUUAAAAGCAAGGAAAGGCUGCACUUGAACUUGGUAACUUUAAUGCCCUGAUUAAAGAAUAAAAAAAAGUAAUUUUCUGAGUAAGGAGUAGGAUUUGAUACUGUUCUGCUAGAAGAGGCAACAUUUUACUUGUUUAUUUUAAUACUGUUUCACCACAAACAGUAUUCCUCUAUUCAAGGAGGAAGCUCUGACACUUGUAUAUGAAGGACUUAAUGCUCCAGGUUAGUCAUUGCCUUUUAUUCUGUGCCUUUUACUGAAAUAAUCAUUAAUUAUGUUGCUUCAGCAGACUGGGUGGAGGACUGGACUUGGGAGUGACAAACUGAAAAUGUGUAGCAUUCUGCCUUGUUAGGCAAACUUAAGUGGACUCAGCUCUAAAAGUAACCACCUUGAAAUUGCGUACGUGGAACACUGUCCUACACAUAUACUCAGCUUCUUAUCUCAAGCGUUUUAGAAAACAAAAAUAUCCCUUAUUAGUUGUUUUGCUGUAUGUAUUUUAAAAAGGAGGAAAUUUAAAAGAGAUGGUGACAUGUGUUUUUAAUGUCAGCGACUGUUCUUCUGUCCCACUAUGAAAAUCUGUUACAUUUUCAAGCUCUGGAAAGCCAGCCUGGAUGUUUGAAAGUGUUGGCAAAAGCCCUGCCCUAGAGGAUUGGGGUGGGAGGGAGCAUUCUCUUAGGGGCAGUGCUGGCUGCUGCCAGUGGCGUGUGCCUGCACUGAGGGCUUACCUGGCUCAUACUCAGCUAUGGCUCAGGUCUGAGUCAGACAACUGCACCAGCAAUAGAGGUCUCCUUUUCUGCCUCAGCAGAAAUUGUGUGCAGCAGGUGUAGUGACCAGGACAGCAGGGGAGGAAUGGAACAAAGCUGAGGUGAACCUUCAGGUAUUGCUCCCCACCCUUCAAUACAGGCUGUAUGUGAACAGCAGCCACAGCUCACACCCGCACUGAUGUCACACCUGAAAUUCCAUGUACUGAAUGGUGCUGUCAGCCAUUUAUUUCUCUUUUCCUACAUCUGGAUUACUGGAGCUCCUCUGUUUGUUUACUCUGGUGUGCACUCAGAGCAAGGAUUGGCCCUUGGAUCAUGCAUCAGCUUUCUCCAUAAUACACCUCUGGCCUUAAUGUGCUGUUCCCUAGCUUUGAAUUCCUGGUUUCACACCUUUUAUUUUGUGCAUAUCCUGUACUUGAAUUGCAUUUACAGCUUUUAUUUAAAGUUUAAAUGAAAGACUGAGUACCACGACAUGACAAACUCAUACCACUGAACUACUUUCGGUUUUGGUUUUGUCUCAGCCGUAACUCUCCUUCAUACUCAGUUUACUGGAGGCAGCCCUGGAUUCUAAUCAGUGUAAGAAAACAGAGCUCAGCGGCCUAUCUGUCCUCUUCAGAGCACUUGGUAGGCACCCAACACACCCCUAUUUUUCACUGGAGGCUGCACUCUCUGGCUGUAUUAAAGGUCUCUUCAAACUCCUGAGGGGAGCCCCCUACAAAGGGAAGAUAUGAGAGGAAAGAGGGAGAAGGUGUCACGUACUUUAAAGGUCUGCCUUCAGAGAGUAAAAUCCAGACUUGGAGGGAAGAUGAGGGGCAGUUUGUAAUGCACAGGAUUUUCAAAGGGCAGUGGAACAGCCACUGCAGUCUGAGACAUCACGCAAAAAUUAACCUGCAAGCCAGAAACCCAUUCUGCUCCACAUUUAGUACAGCUAUACUCCUGGGUAAUUCCUCUGUCCUGUUUACUCUGCUGAUCAAAAAAUGGUCAAAUUACACUUGCAAUGUAAGUGUUCCACCUAGAUAAAAAUUGGUUCAGUAACAGUAAGCACCUGGGUGUUUCUUGCAUGCUUCUCCCUAGAUCAAACAGCCACACUCAAACAUGAUCAUCUUACCACUUUAAUUACUGUAUCUUAAUGUUUGACUUGCUCUCUUCCAUCUUAAAAUAAAAUUAAAUUAAUUUUGCUGGACAGUUA